CGUGCUCUAUGUCAAACGUCUGUGCCAUGUGCAGUGUUUUAGGAUUUAAUCAGGUCCUCAGUGCGACAUGUCUAUAUCAUUCAAUUUAGCCCUUCGACCGGGCACAGCAGAAUUGUCAAUACUCGCUUUUUAUGGAUAUCUAGUCUAUCCAAUCCAAGUUGCACAGCAAAGGUCUCACCACCUUCUCUACCGAUCACCUCGAGCCGACCGGACUUCGCAAACGAUGGGGCUGCGUAGACGUACACUAUAAAAUGACCACUGGCGGGCCAUAGCAGAAGCAACUCAACCCCUCUGCGCCCGUUCUUGUUUUCAUCGCCGGUUACCUACUUUACGGAUUCUACCUACCAUAUGGACGGCCUACCUCCCGCACCGAUUACCUCACUUACCCCAGAGCUCGCAGAGAGGCUUCGCGAACAAACGCUGGACGUACUGUCAUACCUCGUGAAGACCAACUCUACAACUACCUACUUUAAGGAAUCCGCAGUUCUACCGCGGUUCCGGGCUGCACUGCAUCUCACCGAUGGCAGCCAAGUAGACGCCCUGGAUUUAUCUGCGACAGAGUUGUUCGAGGUCUAUCAUAAUAACGUAGGACUGAGCGUUUACGAGGAUUACCUCCCCGUUAUUUCGCGCUUCUUCGAGCACCCAUGCAACAAGUCGUCGGUAGAGAACCUUAUGGCGCCUGGUCUUCCCGUCUUUAUUGCCCACUCCUCGGGUACCUCUGGGGGUGCAGCAAAAUACUUCCCGAAAUACCACCACCCAGAGCACAUGUCGAAGGCGAUGGCUGAGACAAUCAGACGUGCUAGCCCGCCUAGCAGGAACGGGGAAGGCAAGAACUGUAUCACGUUCUCCCUUGCAUACCGUCAGAUCAUAACACCUGUGGAUGAGGUUGGAAACAUAGCCAAACAGAUUGCUGUAUGCUUGCUCUCGAGUGGACUGGGCCGUAAGGAAAGCAACAUGCCCGUGGAGAGAGACGCGUUCUCUUCCACUCUAAGGGUUCCUAAUUGCUCGUCGCCAAUUGCUGUUUCCUUUAUCUCCGACUAUAAAUCAUUCCUCUUCAUGCAUGCUCUCUUUGCAUUGGUGGAACCCAACCUCGAGACCAUCAACCCCAUAUUCACCACCGGAUUCCGGGACUUAUGUCGCACGAUUGAGGAUCAUUGGGAGGAUCUCAUUCACUGCAUCGAAACGGGCGUGAUACCGGAUAUAAAUGGGAUCGAAGCUGUGAAGGAUAAUCUUCAGCAUUUCCUUCAGCCGAGCCCGGAUCGCGCUGAGGAGUUGCGCAGGAUUGGCAAAGCAACUGAGACUCCAGGGUGGUUCAGGCGGAUUUGGCCACAGUUACGUGCCAUCCUGGCAAAUGCCAGUGGUCCGUUCGCCACCCUCAUCCCAGAGAUCCGGCAUUACACUGGUCCUGAUGUGUCUAUUCAAUCUGUGGCCAUUGUUAGUAGCGAAGCGUUUUUGGCCGUUGCGUACGAUCCAAGGGAUCUCAACCUGUACAAAGUUAUCGGUUCCGAUGACGUCAUCGAGUUCCUACCUGUAGACGAACCAGAGGAAUCCAAAUAUCUCGCUCAAUCGUGGAACGUCGAAUCCGGAAGGAAAUACGAAGUCAUUCUAACAACGAGAGAUGGAUUCUGGCGGUAUCGCCUUGGAGAUGUCAUUGAGAUCGUGGGAUUCGAUCCCCGCGAUGGACAACCCCUUAUCAGGUACAUUGAGCGGAGAAACAUGCACAUCCGCCUUGCAAACGAAGUGACAACAGAAACGCAAUUGCGGAAUGUGGUUGAUGCCACGUCCGACUUGUUUGGAAGAGUUUCUGAGUUCUGCGUUUCCCCUGACUAUCGUCAGGCUGCUGCUCGGUACGCAUUCUUUGUGGAAUUACAGGGCGAUCCUGGCGCAGACAUUUCUGCGACGCCCGCUGCCUUGCAUGAUCAACUGAAGAAACACAACGAGAAUUACCUGAAAGAUAGUCGAAUGGGAAAAAUCGGCGUACCUUGCGUUCGGGUGGUCCAACCGGGGACUUUUGGUGACUACAGAGCAUGGGUGAUCAGAACGAAGGGAGGUGCCUCGGGGCAGGUUAAGGUACCGGUGGUGAUCUGGAGCGAGGCUGACCGUACAUGGCUGGAGGAGCACGUUAUGUAUGAUAUUUGACGGAAGGUGGAUAGGUAUUUCGCGUUGUGAUAUUGUAGCUUGAUCCAGCUUCGUCUCCCGCAUUUCGGACACUGUAGAUCCUUUUGGUGGUCGGGCUGCGCCGACCGUUCAGCUCCGCGGAGGUGAGGCAGGCAUGGCCGCUCGGGACGGUGGGACACCUGCUCACCCUGACAUGACCAGCUUCUGAUGAGAGGGUUC
Molecule: messenger RNA, 2337 nt
Organism: Pisolithus orientalis
Lineage: Eukaryota; Fungi; Basidiomycota; Agaricomycetes; Boletales; Pisolithaceae
Product: GH3 auxin-responsive promoter
Exons: 9
Coding region: 349-2139 (596 amino acids)
Cellular component (GO): cytoplasm
Molecular function (GO): acid-amino acid ligase activity
Source: RefSeq, a predicted model, not a curated record